Molecule: messenger RNA, 351 nt
Organism: Auanema sp. JU1783
Lineage: Eukaryota; Metazoa; Nematoda; Chromadorea; Rhabditida; Rhabditidae
Source: the annotation of a GenBank genome assembly
AUGUACUGCCAACGCCUCGCUGUUCCCCUCGCUCGCUCCAUCGUUGCUCAAAGAGUUCCUUCUGCUCUUCGCGCUGAGAGUGCGUUGGCUGUUCGCUGCCUCCACACCACCGUCGCUCGUAAGGAUAUCGACAGUGCUGCCAAGUACAUCGGAGCUGGAGCCGCCACCGUUGGAGUCGCUGGAUCUGGAGCUGGUAUCGGAAACGUCUUCGGAGCCCUCGUUAUCGGAUAUGCUCGUAACCCAUCUCUCAAGCAACAGCUUUUCUCCUACGCCAUUCUUGGAUUCGCUCUUUCCGAGGCUAUGGGACUUUUCUGUCUUACUAUGGGUUUCAUGAUCUUGUUCGCCCUCUAA